This is a messenger RNA of Lathyrus oleraceus (garden pea), 1365 nucleotides long. RefSeq names its product calcium-binding protein CBP. Gene Ontology annotation, molecular function: calcium ion binding. Lineage: Eukaryota; Viridiplantae; Streptophyta; Magnoliopsida; Fabales; Fabaceae. The transcript has 5 exons. The record is from RefSeq and is a predicted model, not a curated record. The coding region runs from base 177 to 1025 and encodes 282 amino acids.
GAAAAGGGUUAUUUAGGUAAAACAAAAUCUAAAAAAAGUGAUGCAUCUUUCAAAAUAAUUACAUUUAUGCUGCUCAUUUUAUUCAUAUAAAUUCCGACCUCAACCUAACCCUCUGUUACUUGCCUCCACUCUACUCAUUUUUUCUUCUUCUAGGAAAGACUCUCUCCCCUUUCAACAUGUCCGGCUACCCAAAUCAGUCUCCAAAUUACGGUUACGGCUACAACGCACCACCACCAACCCAAUCCUACGGCGCACCGCCUCCAUCUCAGUCUUAUGGCGCACCGCCUCCAUCUCAGUCUUAUGGCGCACCGCCUCCAUCUCAGUAUGGCGCACCUCCACCCGGUCAGUCAUACUCCGCCAGCCCCUACGGACAGCCGUCGGCUCCCUACGCCGCUCCUCAUCAGAAACCCCCAAAAGAAGAAUCACACUCCAGCGGCGGAGGUGCAUACCCACCACCGGCACACGGGAGCCCGUUCGCGUCACUGCUGCCAUCGACAUUCCCUCCUGGAACCGAUCCCAGCAUCGUUGCGUGCUUCCAGGUGGCGGAUCAGGAUGGAAGCGGUUUGAUCGAUGACAAGGAAUUGCAGAGGGCUCUGUCUUCUUACAAUCAGAGCUUCAGUUUGAGAACUGUGCACCUCCUCAUGUAUCACUUCACCAACACCAGUGUUAAGAAGAUAGGACCCAAGGAGUUCACUUCUCUGUUUUACAGUCUUCAGAGCUGGAGGGGAAUAUUUGAGAGAUUUGAUAAGGACAGGAGUGGCCAAAUCGAUUCAAAUGAGCUGCGAGAUGCACUGUUAAGUUUGGGUUAUGCUGUUUCUCCUACGGUAUUGGACUUGCUUGUCUCCAAGUUUGACAAAACUGGUGGCAAACACAAGGCUGUUGAAUAUGACAAUUUCAUUGAGUGUUGUCUCACCGUGAAGGGACUAACUGACAAAUUCAAGGAGAAGGAUACUGGGUAUACUGGCUCUGCAACAUUUUCCUAUGAGGCGUUUAUGCUGACUGUCCUGCCAUUCCUGGUGGCAUAGGAUAGUAACGGUGUAUGUCUGUCAGUAAACUAUCUAAAACUUACUAGAGCUGUAAUUUGGUUUGGAGAUAGAUAUGUAUUGGCGAAUGAGUUAUCUUUGGACAGCCCUGCCGUUUACUUUUAUUAAGCUUUUCAUUAGCCUUUUCCUAUAAACAAAUCCUAAAAUAUUAUGUUUUCAGCUUGCUGAUAACUUCCUUCUAGUACUCUAUGUGUGAGGUCAUGAAAUUAAGUUUGGUAAUUCUAUAUACUACUUUGUAUCUCUCUAAACAUAAGUCUGUUUUGGAACAAGUUUGUUCUAAAUACUACAAAGUGUUAUGAGAGUUGAGAAGUUAGAGUUUGUA